AUCCUCGGUCUACCCCAACGAGCCCUUCAUAGCGAAGCAAAGAAAUAACGAAACCCUAUUUUUGUUAUUAUUUUCCCCACUCGAGCCUCUCCACCACCAAAUCCUGCCCCCUAUAAAUUAUAUAAACCCCCCUCCUUCUCAACAACUCUCGCCAGAAUCCUCCCCGUCCGCUCGUUGGCGCAGCGAUGAUGGCCUCCGCACCGGCCCCGCCCACGCUCCCCAUCUCCAACCCCAAGUCCAGCAGCGGCGCCCCGUCCUCCGUCGCCAAUGGCGGUGCCGCCCCGAUCGCCACCCCGGCGUUCCGCCUCUUCCUCUCCCGCCUUUCCGACUCCGUCCGCCGCUCCCUUUCCAAUCGUCGCCCCUGGUCGGAGCUCCUCGAUCGCUCCGCCUUCUCCCGGCCGGACUCCCUCUCCGACGCCACCUCCCGCAUCCGCAAGAAUCUCGCCUACUUCCGCGUCAACUACAUCGCCCUCCUCGCCGCCGUCCUCGCCCUUUCUCUCCUCUCUCACCCCUUCUCCCUCCUUGUCCUGCUUGGCCUCCUCGUCGCGUGGUGCUUCCUGUACCUAUUCCGCCCCGCCGAUCCCCCCCUCGUCCUCUUCGGCCGCACCUUCUCCGACCGCGAGACCCUCGGCGGCCUUGUCCUCCUCUCCAUCUUCGUCAUCUUCCUCACCUCCGUUGGAUCCCUCCUCAUCUCGGCCCUCCUGGUUGGCGCCGCCAUCGUCUGCGCCCACGGAGCCUUCCGCAUGCCCGAGGACCUCUUCCUCGACGACCAGGAUCCCGGCGGCGCCGCCGCGGGGUUCCUCUCCUUCCUCGGCGGCGCCGCCUCCUCCGCCGCCUCCGUCGCCGGCCCCGUCGUGGCUGCCCGCGUCUGAUGAUGACGUCGGUCUGACGGUGAGGCUAUGGGAUUUUCCCUUUUUCCCUCGUUACCUUCGUUUCCUUGUAGGGAAGGAAAAAUUCGUUGAUAUAGGGUUUGGUUGGUUCUCGUUCUUUUACUACUAUACAUUUUUAUACACAGAUCGGAAUAUAGAAUUCUAUUUUGGAUUCUUGUAAGUUUUUUGUGCUUACAUUCGAUAUCUCAUCUCCUAGAUCUAUCUGUCUGUUGAAAGAAUAAAUCUGAUAUGUUCUUUAAUAUAUACACACACACGACACACACAUACAU
Molecule: messenger RNA, 1159 nt
Organism: Elaeis guineensis (African oil palm)
Lineage: Eukaryota; Viridiplantae; Streptophyta; Magnoliopsida; Arecales; Arecaceae
Product: PRA1 family protein B1
Biological process (GO): vesicle-mediated transport
Cellular component (GO): Golgi apparatus; endoplasmic reticulum
Source: RefSeq, a predicted model, not a curated record